Sapajus apella (tufted capuchin) is the source of this 1269-nucleotide messenger RNA. RefSeq names its product alpha-1,3-mannosyl-glycoprotein 4-beta-N-acetylglucosaminyltransferase-like protein MGAT4E. The record is from RefSeq and is a predicted model, not a curated record. Lineage: Eukaryota; Metazoa; Chordata; Mammalia; Primates; Cebidae. Gene Ontology annotation, biological process: protein N-linked glycosylation. Gene Ontology annotation, molecular function: acetylglucosaminyltransferase activity.
AUGAGCUUUGCCACAAAGCUCUCUGAUUACUUCCUGUUAAUAGAGGACAAUGUCUUUAUUGCCCCCAACUUUGUCACCCACAUUUAUUCGAGGGUGGCCACCAUGAAGUCCAACUCGUGGGUGCUACUGGAGUUCUCCAAUAUGGGCUUCCUUGGCAAACUCUUCCACAGCAGGGACCUCCCACUCCUGGCCCAUUUCCUCCUCCUCUUCUACAAGGAGAAACCCCUCCACAGCCUGAUUUCUCAUUUCCGUACCCUCCUGGUCCAGGAAAGCCCAAUCCUCUGUAGACCUUUCCUCUUCUACCGCAGGAUCUCCUACACUGCCUUUGAUCACAAGCAGAAGGCCACAGGACUUCGGAAAAAGAACACCAUUGGUCCCGAUAACCCGCCUGCAGCUGUCUUCACUAAUAUGCAGGUUUCCAGUGUGCAUUUCCCCUGGGAGGCCUAUACUCUGGAUGAGUCAUUCUUUUGGACACACAACAUUAGUAUAGGAAACCACCUGACAGUGGUUCUGAACCAUCCAGCAAACCUGAGCAGGGUGCAAGUGAUGACGGGCUCCAUUGUGGGGGAGGUACGCCCUGGAGAAGGGGCAGGUGGAGCUGGGCUACGAACCUGAGGGGAUGCCUCAGCACUGCACCAGCUUCGCCUUGCUGGGACGUCUUUCGGAGGGGCAGAUGGAUCAGGAGAUACUUCUGAAAGGUAUGGGGUACCACGUGAGCUGUGUGAGGCUGGUGGUGAAAGCUGGUCAGGCUGGGGGACUCAUAAUCAGGCAUAUCUACCUCUGGGAGAAAAAUGCCAAUUAGCAGCAAGUGGAUCAAUGCUGAAGACAAAUCAGUAGGGGGAUGAAAAAUUAAAAUCUUAAAGCCAUUUUAUUCUAGCCUAUAUGAGUGGCAUAGGGGAGACACAAGGGAAUUAAGGGCCAAGAGAGAGGACUGUCAGUCUUUUGGUGCUGCCAAGAUGUCAGGAGACUUGUCGCUUCCUUUCUACCCAAACAGCUCACAUAGAAUAUCUUUUGCGGGGGCAGAUAUAGCUUAUCCAAAUGUGGGAAGAGUUGUUGGUCACUCCCAAAAUCUUCAGAUACCUGAGAUGCUAGAUCAGCCCAAAUCAAGGCAUCUGUGUGCAUGUGUGUGCGCGCAGGUGGAUGCACAUCUAUGUUCACACACAGGCAGAGGUGGGGUGCAGUAUGUGGUCACAGGAAGGCAGGCAGGAGAACCACAGCUGAAUCCCUAGAACUGACAUCAUAAAAAGCCAUGAAAGGGACUCUCAUUAG